AUGGCCGAUGCAAAUACUUCCUUCAGAGACAAAGCGCGCUUUUUCCGCCAGCUGGAAUCUAUCGGCAGACAGUGCGAGGACGGCAAGGACGAUGAUGAAUUUCAAGAGGCCGAGCAGCGUCACAGACAACAGCUGAAAGCGUUUGAAGCCGCAGCGCAACUUCGCCAGCCACUGCGGGGAAGAAUCCAGCCGGAGCUACGGCCGUGUCUACCUCUACAACAACAAGAACAACAACGGCGCGUAAGCCCCAGGCGGACCUCUUCAGCUCCGGUAUCAGCGCCGCUCGCGGAACUGAAAACGAAGGAAGUCAUUGAGCGGACUCCCCUUGCUGAGAUCAAGGGUCCCGGAAGGAAGGAAGCUCCUACUGGCGACCUCAGCUUCGUUGAAGACACGCCUAUUCCCGAAACCUUGGCUAGGCCACCACUUCAACCCUUGACGAGUCUCACCAGAAGCACUACCACACCAUUUCCUCUUACGAGACACGUCUCGCCGCAUCGCAUGGACAACUCGCCUUCCAUCGCCGCGAUGAAGAAGAGGAAGAGAGAACCCGCCAUCAAGGUCGUGCCCGAGGCGCAGCAGAUUUUUCGUGAAUUGCGAUUCUACUUCAUUCCAAACGAUGACAUUGCGCCAGCCAGGAAGAUUCGGAUCCGGAAAGCGCAAGAGUUCGGUGCCCUGUGGACCAGAUCUCUUCAAGACGCGACACAUGUUAUUGUCGACCGGCGCCUCGACUGGAAGAGUAUCGAGUCUGUACUUCGCUCGGCAACCGAGGCGUCAUCUUUCACCGUCUUGAAUGAAGAUUUUCCGCUGGACUGUAUCAGGUUCAAGACACUCUUAAACGCAAACCAGAAGCAAUAUCAGGUAUCUGGCUGCCCUGAAGCCCCGCCCUUGUCAACCUCGGCGGAACCCCAAACUACAGCUCAGACUGUUCAGCCUUCGACCGUAACAAAGCUGCAAGAUUUGCCGCUUAAGAAGCGCCAGACAAAUCACAACAAGUGGGAUUACGACCCCCCGCCGUCAACUCCAUCCAGAAGUCAAGAGUCUUCUGGAAGGAUGCCUGGAAAUACAACCGAUACCGCGUCAACCUCCGUGCUGAGAGAUAUCACGGAGGCUCUGCGACCAACGGGUACAUGUGAGGCUGCCGGUCUUUAUGGCGAUGUUCCCGCCACUGUUGAGAAGCCGAACUCUACAUCAGAAGAUGAGCUUGAACACUUGAUUUCUCAGCUGCAGCAGUUUAGAGAUCUGCCACUGGAGCAUGAUGAUGACGAUGAAGAUGAUCCGACGACCUCGACACAGUUGCAUGAACAAGGCUCAGUUAGCGAAGGCUCGGAUGUGGAACGUCGAAGAAACAAAAGAGCCGUCGGAAAGACCAGGGGACGCAAGAAUAUGACCUGGGAAGACAAAUUCACAUGUCAUAAAGGAGGCACCCUGGGAAGCGAUCAGCACAACCCUAACUUCCGCACAAUCGAGAUUUUGCAGCAGAUGUGCAGCUACUACGAGCGCAUCAACGAUACUUGGAGACCCAUUGCAUACCGAAAAGCCAUAACACAACUCAAGCGGCAGCCCGCCAAGAUAUCGACAGCUGAGGAAGCGAUCCGACUACCUGGUGUUGGCCAAAGGUUGGCAGACAAGAUCGAGGAGAUUGUUACCACUAAUCGGCUCAAACGACUGGAAAAUGCAGAGUCGGAGCCGAUGGAUGAGGUUCUGCAGACAUUCCUGAAGAUAUACGGCGUUGGCAGCAUCCAGGCUAGCCAUUUCAUCGCUCAGGGAUUCCGAACACUCGACGAUCUCAGAGAGAAAGCAAAGCUAACUGUAAACCAACGAAUUGGUAUUGACCACUUUGAUGACCUCAACACCCGCAUUCCCAGGGCUGAGAUGAAGAUGCUCGGGGAGGUGGUCAGGUCAGAGGCGGCUAAGGUGGAUUCUACUGUUCAAAUCAUCGUAGGAGGCAGUUACCGUCGCGGUGCUGAGAGCAGUGGGGAUAUCGACUUUAUCGUUACGAAGAAAGGGACCAAGUCAUCAUCGGAACUGAUUCCCUUCCUACAUCAGCUGAUCGGGGUCCUUGAAGCGCAAAAGUUCCUCGUCGCACGACUUGCGGGGUCUAGAGACGAUGACGGAAGCAAAUGGCACGGUUGUUGCGUUCUGCCAAAGAUUCAAGACUUCAACGACCAAGACUUUCGGAAAAUCUGGAGACGCGUGGAUUUCCUAGUGGUCCCAGAAGCCGAAGUUGGGGCAGCACUGAUCUACUUUACAGGCAAUGACAUUUUCAACCGCAGCAUUCGACUGCUGGCAUCGAAGAAGGGAAUGCGACUCAACCAGAGAGGUCUUUAUAAGAAUGUGAUGAGAGGUUCCGGACGGGCGAAGUUGACUGAAGGCGAGCUGGUGGAAGGUCAGGAUGAGAGGAGGAUCUUCGACAUCCUUGGUGUCAAGUGGAGAGAGCCCCAUGAGAGGUGGUGUUGA
Messenger RNA from Colletotrichum orchidophilum, 2457 nucleotides. RefSeq lists its product as uncharacterized. Gene Ontology annotation, cellular component: nucleus. The record is from RefSeq and is a predicted model, not a curated record. The transcript has a single exon. Gene Ontology annotation, biological process: double-strand break repair via nonhomologous end joining. Bases 1 to 2457 code for a protein of 818 amino acids. Lineage: Eukaryota; Fungi; Ascomycota; Sordariomycetes; Glomerellales; Glomerellaceae. Gene Ontology annotation, molecular function: DNA-directed DNA polymerase activity; DNA binding.